GGGCUGAGCUGAGCUCCACGUGUCUGAGCGCGCUCAGAGCGCACAGAUACCUGCAGGGCAGCGGGCUCCUCACCUCUCCUCGCGCUUCUUAUUUGUUUGUUUUAUCUCUUUUUUAAAAAAAAAACAGGAUAUAAUUUAAAACUCAUCCCCGUGAGGAGCAUGAACCCUGGUGUUCUGGAGUCAGAUCUGACCUGAAUCUGUCGGAGAGCAGAGUGGGGGGGAGAGAAAGGAGAGGAAAAAGAGGCGCAAAAAUGGAGACGUUUACGAUCCAGGACAUGCUCAUAAACUCAACUGAUCUCAACAAGAUUUUGUGUAAUUUCGGGAUCGGGAAUCUGUCGGAAUGUGGGAGCGAGCAGGACCUGCCUCCCGAGCAGAAAGACAUCAACCAGACAGUCCGGAUCAUCCUCUACAGCCUCAUCUUCCUCCUCAGCGUUCUCGGGAACAGCCUCAUCAUCGCGGUCCUGGUGAGGAACCGSCGCAUGAGGACCGUCACCAACCUGUUCCUGCUGUCCCUGUCCAUCAGCGACCUGAUGGUGUCCCUGGUGUGCAUCCCCUUCACCCUCAUCCCCAACCUCAUGAAGGACUUCGUCUUCGGCAUCGCCAUAUGCAAGCUGAUCAUGUACUUCAUGGGUAUGUGGAGACAAAAKAUUUGUCCAAGUUCUCUGUUAAAAAUAUGAAAACUUUCCUGCUGAGCAUGGAGUAAUCUGUCCGUUUCCAUGGAGACACCUCWUUCUUGUUGUGUUGGUAAUCGUGUUUCUCGUCAGACAGACAGGGGAUAAUUKAAGUCCUGCACAAGGUUCAUUUCCCUCUGAGUCCGAAUGCUUCUGGAGGGUUAAUGAGCUUGAGCUAAAAACAGGCCCGGUUAUGGAAGCAGCACAAAAUUCAGUUUCAGCAAUCACUUAACUUUCUCCAGUUCUAUUGUUGUGAUCUGUUGUUUCCUGAUCUGUGAAAGUCAAUUAGAGGAAACAGGCACGUCAAACAAUAGUUCUGUAUCCCUGUAAAAA
Messenger RNA from Austrofundulus limnaeus, 1004 nucleotides. RefSeq names its product cholecystokinin A receptor (gene cckar). Gene Ontology annotation, molecular function: neuropeptide receptor activity. The transcript has 2 exons. The record is from RefSeq and is a predicted model, not a curated record. Gene Ontology annotation, cellular component: plasma membrane. Gene Ontology annotation, biological process: neuropeptide signaling pathway. Bases 252 to 677 code for a protein of 141 amino acids. NCBI's taxonomy places the organism in Eukaryota, Metazoa, Chordata, Actinopteri, Cyprinodontiformes, Rivulidae.